This is a messenger RNA of Heteronotia binoei (common prickly gecko), 775 nucleotides long. RefSeq names its product TAL bHLH transcription factor 2 (gene TAL2). The record is from RefSeq and is a predicted model, not a curated record. Gene Ontology annotation, biological process: regulation of transcription by RNA polymerase II. The coding region runs from base 263 to 616 and encodes 117 amino acids. The transcript has 2 exons. Gene Ontology annotation, molecular function: RNA polymerase II cis-regulatory region sequence-specific DNA binding; DNA-binding transcription factor activity, RNA polymerase II-specific; protein dimerization activity. NCBI's taxonomy places the organism in Eukaryota, Metazoa, Chordata, Lepidosauria, Squamata, Gekkonidae.
AAUCUCCCAGGAGAUACAGAAUAAGCUCCCCGGAUCGCUCGCACUAGUGGUGACACGCGCCGAACAAAGGAGCUGGCAUUCUAUAAAUGAAGCAGCAGAGAGGGAUCGGCAAUUGGCUGGAUUGUGAGGAGAGAAGCUCUUGCGUUUGGGAGCGGAGAGACAGCAAAGUACUAGGAAGAGAGCAUCCGACUUUGCUGCAAGUGAAUGCUUCUGUAAAAUCAAUUUGUACUGGCUUUGACAAAGUUUUGCUGGUGUUUCAACGAUGACUAGAAAGAUCUUCACCAACAGCAGGGAGCGAUGGAGACAGCAGAAUGUCAACAGUGCCUUCGCUAAGCUGCGGAAGCUGAUCCCCACCCAUCCUCCAGACAAGAAGCUCAGCAAGAAUGAGACCCUCCGCUUAGCCAUGAGGUACAUCAAUUUCCUCGUCAAGGUGCUUGGAGAUCAAGGUCUGCAGCAGACGGGGGUGGCUCCUCGGGGACGGAUACUAGGGCUGUUCCAGCAGACUCCGAGUUUGGAAAGCAUGGAAGAACUGACGCUCAUUGAAGACUCUGAGGUCCCCUCUCCUAGCACAACCAGCAACAUCCCUGAAUGCUGGUCAGAAGAAUCCUCACCAUGAAGAACCUCCAGUCAGGGGCACAGGCCUGGGGUUGGGGUAACCUGAUAGUCCCCCUUUACACAAGUUGUGGGUUGUUUUGCCUAUGUAUAGUAUUUAUAUGUAAUUUUUGCUCUUUUAUCAAGUGUAUUUUUGUGUGCGGUUUUCUGAGGAGGAUGAUUG